Molecule: messenger RNA, 1120 nt
Organism: Varroa destructor (honeybee mite)
Lineage: Eukaryota; Metazoa; Arthropoda; Arachnida; Mesostigmata; Varroidae
Biological process (GO): protein refolding; response to heat
Cellular component (GO): nucleus; cytoplasm
Source: RefSeq, a predicted model, not a curated record
UAGCCUUCGCACGACUCAGCCCUGCUUUAUGGGAAAACACCACUCGCGGCGGUCAAACCCUUUAAAAGCUUCCACUGAGUGCUGUUAAAGAUUGUUCCACGCUCAAAAUAAGAAAUCAGACGUGAGUUCCAAUUUUUGAGGAACUUUUAACGCUAGAUCUAGCGGCAAGAGACAAGGCUUGGUUUAAGAUGUUUGACGAUUGCUCUCACAACGAUAUGCGCUCGUGGUUUGAGAGGCACAUUCAGCGCAUGGAGGAAGAUCUGCGCUCGCGAAAUUUGUACCAUUUACUAAAGGUGGAUCCACAGCGAAGACGGAGGGUCUUUGAGGAAAUGUUCAUGUCUACCCGCCCACGAUCGCAAUCUCCUCAAGAUGAUAUUAAAGUUCUUUGUGAACUCGCGACCAACAACGAGAACUUUGGCCCUGAAGAUAUUGAAGUCACACUCAAAGGUAGAGAGAUUAUUGUGCACGCUCGGAAAGAAAUCAACCUGGAAAACGGAUUUUCGUUACGCGAAGUGAAGAGAUCAUUCAAAAUCGCCGAAGGCUUCGAUCUCGAUAAAUUGUCAGCGCACCUCACCGAGUCCAAGAUUGUUAUUAAGGCUCCGAUGCUCAAAGAAGUGCCGGAGAAACGCACAGGCAAUGUUGAGAUCAAGGUGAGACGUAUCGAUGACGACAAUUUGGACUCUACAAAGCCUGGGAUCAAAAGAACCGAAGCUGUUAACAAUGAAGUGAAAAACUCGACCCAGAAUAAGGACGCGGAGGUGAAAUCCAUAGACAAAAACAUAGAUGUUGACGUAACGGGACAAAUCGAUACCCGCAAUACUCAGUCAUCUAAUGAGUUGGUGUUAACCAAAGACGUCGACCUGAGCGAACAAGUUGAGCUUGACAGGAGCUAUGAGACCGCAAAUCUUGAAGUAAGCAAACAGGAAAACAACGAAUACGUUUUCAAGCGGAGUGCCGAAAUUAAAUCACAUGGUAAGACCGAAUUGAAAAAUAUAGACUCUUAAUUUAAAUCGUCAUUUUGCCUUUUUCUUAUCGUAUAAUAGAAAUGUGUACAAAAUAUAAUUAAGUUGUUAUUAUAAUAAAGCCAAGUAUUUUCAUACGAAGCACUAUAUAACGGGCG